This is a messenger RNA of Parastagonospora nodorum SN15, 2705 nucleotides long. RefSeq lists its product as hypothetical. The record is from RefSeq and is a predicted model, not a curated record. The transcript is spliced from 5 exons. Gene Ontology annotation, cellular component: VCP-NPL4-UFD1 AAA ATPase complex; nucleus; cytosol. Gene Ontology annotation, biological process: mitotic spindle disassembly; retrograde protein transport, ER to cytosol; autophagosome maturation. Lineage: Eukaryota; Fungi; Ascomycota; Dothideomycetes; Pleosporales; Phaeosphaeriaceae. Gene Ontology annotation, molecular function: ATP binding; ATP hydrolysis activity; polyubiquitin modification-dependent protein binding. The coding region runs from base 64 to 2268 and encodes 734 amino acids.
CUUCAGAUACCCCCUCCCCAACCAGAAAAGUACACUCGCUGCAGACCAAGACAGACCGCCAACAUGUCGGCUGAAGACUACACCACUCCCAAGGUGGAUCUGUCAAAAGAUCCAUCUGGCGCAGAGGCCAAGGACAAAGACGAGACCGCAACCGCGAUCCUCAAGAAGAAGAAGAAGCCAAACUCGUUGAUUGUCACCGAUGCCGUCAACGAUGACAACUCCAUCAUCGCCCUCUCAAACAACACCAUGGAGACGCUCCAGCUCUUCCGCGGUGAUACCGUUCUUGUCAAGGGCAAGAAGCGAAAGGACACAGUCUUGAUCGUUCUCGCAGACGACGAUCUCGAUGACGGCUCAGCGCGGAUAAACCGAGUCGUUCGCCACAACCUGCGGGUGAAGCACGGCGACGUUAUCACCAUCCACCCGUGCCCCGAUAUCAAAUACGCCAAGCGUAUCGCAGUCCUUCCUAUCGCAGACACCGUCGAGGGUAUCACAGGAUCGUUAUUCGACGUCUUCCUCGCACCGUACUUCCGCGAAGCCUACCGACCCGUUCGCCAGGGUGACACCUUCACAGCUCGCGGUGGAAUGCGACAAGUAGAGUUCAAGGUCGUAGAGGUCGACCCACCAGAGUUUGGCAUUGUCGCGCAAGAUACCGUUAUCCACUGCGAGGGCGAGCCCAUUCAGCGUGAGGACGAGGAGGGCAACCUCAACGAGGUCGGCUACGAUGACAUUGGUGGCUGCCGCAAGCAGAUGGCACAGAUCCGAGAGUUGGUUGAACUGCCUCUGAGGCAUCCUCAGCUCUUCAAGUCUAUCGGUAUCAAGCCACCGCGUGGUAUCCUCAUGUACGGUCCCCCGGGUACCGGUAAGACGCUGAUGGCUCGUGCCGUCGCCAACGAGACUGGUGCCUUCUUCUUCCUGAUCAACGGUCCCGAGAUCAUGUCGAAGAUGGCUGGUGAGUCGGAAUCGAACCUCCGGAAAGCUUUCGAGGAGGCCGAGAAGAACUCGCCUGCGAUUAUCUUCAUCGACGAAAUCGAUUCGAUCGCCCCUAAGCGUGAGAAGACCAACGGUGAAGUCGAGCGCCGUGUUGUCUCCCAAUUGCUUACCCUCAUGGACGGUAUGAAGGCGCGCUCCAACGUUGUCGUCAUGGCGGCCACCAACCGACCCAACUCCAUCGACCCCGCCCUCCGCCGCUUCGGUCGUUUCGAUCGCGAGGUUGAUAUCGGUAUCCCCGACCCCACCGGCCGUCUCGAGAUUCUCCAGAUCCACACCAAGAACAUGAAGCUUGGUGACGAUGUCGACCUACAGACCAUCGCCGCUGAAACUCACGGUUACGUUGGUUCCGACUUGGCAUCCCUCUGCUCAGAGGCUGCUAUGCAACAGAUUCGUGAGAAGAUGGAUCUCAUCGAUCUCGACGAGGACACCAUCGACGCCGAGGUGCUCGACUCGCUCGGUGUUACCAUGGAGAACUUCCGCUUCGCUCUGGGUGUCUCUAACCCAUCUGCGCUGCGCGAGGUUGCCGUUGUCGAGGUGCCCAACGUUCGAUGGGAGGACAUUGGUGGUCUCGAGGAGGUUAAGCGCGAGCUCAUCGAGAGCGUGCAAUACCCCGUCGACCACCCCGACAAGUUCCUCAAGUUUGGUAUGUCGCCAUCCCGCGGUGUGCUCUUCUAUGGUCCUCCCGGUACCGGUAAGACACUGCUCGCCAAGGCUGUUGCCAACGAGUGCGCGGCCAACUUCAUUUCCAUCAAAGGUCCUGAGCUGCUUUCCAUGUGGUUCGGUGAGUCUGAGAGCAACAUUCGCGACAUCUUCGACAAGGCGCGUGCCGCCGCACCUUGCGUCGUCUUCCUUGACGAAUUGGACUCCAUUGCCAAGUCGCGUGGUGGAUCACAGGGCGAUGCUGGUGGCGCCUCGGACCGUGUCGUCAACCAGCUUCUGACUGAGAUGGACGGUAUGACCUCGAAGAAGAAUGUCUUCGUUAUUGGUGCCACCAACCGACCGGAGCAGCUCGACAACGCUCUGUGCCGUCCUGGACGUCUCGAUACCCUCGUCUACGUUCCUCUGCCCGAUCUUGCCUCGCGAACAAGCAUUCUCAAGGCCCAACUUCGCAAGACCCCUGUCGCCCCAGACGUUGAUGUUGAGUUCAUUGCGCAGAACACCCACGGCUUCUCCGGUGCCGAUCUUGGCUUCAUCACCCAGCGUGCUGUCAAGCUUGCCAUCAAGCAGUCCAUCUCUCUGGACAUUGAGCGCCGCAAGGCCCCGCGAGGCUGCUGGUGAGGACGUCGAGAUGGAGGAUGAUGCCGAGGAUGCCGUUUCCUGAGUUGACCAAGGCCCAUUUCGAGGAGGCUAUGCGUUCCGCUCGCCGCUCCGUGACCGACGUCGAGAUCCGCCGGUACGAGGCGUUCGCACAAUCGAUGAAGAACACCGGUGGCUCAAGCUUCUUCCGCUUUCCCGAGGGUGACCAGCCCGCGGAUGGGCAGAACGCCUUCGGCAACGAUGGCGAGGACGAGGAUUUGUACAACUAGAGAAGGAAUGAUUCCACGACUUGAUGCGAUGGAGGACGGGUUGGCUUAUUUCACGGCUACAUGCCUCGUACCUAGACAGUAAUUCCAGACGGCGCUUGCAUGAGUGGCGGUGCUGAAUGGGGAUGGAUUUGAUAGUAGUGUUCAAGGAACGUCCAUGAUAUGAGAAUGAAAGGCAUGAUUUCCAAGUGG